AUGCAGCAGCACCAGCACCAGCACCAGCAGCAGCAGCGGCCGCCGCCCGGCAUGGUGUGCCAGACCCAGCUCGGGGGCGCCGAGGAGGAGCCGCAGGGGGGGGCGCCCCCGCCCCCGCCCCGGCCGGCCCAGGAGCCCCCCCCGCGCGCCCCCGCCGGGCCCCCCGCCGUCAGCAUCCGCGAGUUCCAGCCGGGGCAGCGGGCGGAGGCGCGGCGCAUCUUCUACGAGGGCAUCCUGGAGCGCGUCCCCAACACGGCCUUCCGCGGCCUCAAGGACCAGCCCUGCGCGCAGCUGGCCUACGGGGCCAUGGCCGUCAUUUGCUUUGUUGUGACCAAGUCCUUGCUGCUGACCUGCUGUUUACCCAUCUUUCUAUUGGGUAUGAGGUACUACUUCAGUAGAAAAGUUAUCCUCAGCUAUCUGGAGUGUGCCCUGAAUACGGACAUGUCUGAUAUUGAGCAAUAUUACAUGAAAUCGCCAGGUUCCUGCUUCUGGGUGGCCAUGCUGGACGGCAACGUGGUGGGGAUUGUGGCCGCCCAAGGCAACGAAGAAGACAACACACUGGAACUGCGUCGGAUGUCUGUCGACUCCAAAUACCGUGGUAAAGGGAUUGCCAAAGCUUUGGGUCGCAAAGUGCUGGAGUUUGCCAUGAUCAAUAACUAUUCCUCCGUCGUACUGGGAACCACAGCCGUGAAGGUAGCAGCCCACAAGUUGUAUGAGUCUUUAGGAUUCAAGCACGUGGGUGUGGUCGAACACUACACUCUGCCGGGGAUGACGCAUUCUCUACUCGAGCAAGUAUUUUUCCAGCUUCGCUAUCACCGCUACUGCCUGCAGCUGCGUGAAGAAUAACACACACACACCCUUGUUAAUUUUGUUCCUCCCGAAAUCUUCUCUGGGGGUGUUUUGUGGGAGUUUUCGGUCACUGUUUGCAGUUUUCCUCUUUUUGUUUCUUUGUCUUCAUUUAAUUUUAUUCCUUUGCUUUGUACAGAUUGCUUGUACAAACUAGAGUCCUCCUUUUCGGACACGUGAGUAGAAUGAUGGUGCUAACGCCCGGGGGGGGGGGUCAGGCUGGCUGUCCUUGAGGCGGACGAUUGUUCAGUAGCCCAGGAGGUCAUGGUGGGACUGUCUCUGCCUUUCCUUCUCAUCUUAUCUUGCCCAGGUUACUUACAUAAGCACAGAAACUUUAAAUAUGUUAUCAAUACUGCUUGCCCUUUGUGUGUAAAUAGUGUGUGCCCCCUUGCCCAAAAUAUUUAAAAAAAGUAUUGAUAGACUUCAUUAUACAGCUAAGUGCAGAGAUCUGACUUGACCGCAUUUCUCAGUAUUUUAUGGAGGAGUAUAUAUGUUCAUUUUACUGUAACACCUUGGCUAAUAAUAUUGAAAGAAAAUGUGAAAAGCCUGCUUGCUCCAGUGCAUGAAGAGGAAGUGUUUGCAUGCUUAUUCCAACAAGAGCAGCGGCCAAGCGGGCUUAGAUGUUGCACUUCUUGGAUGCGCCUCCGAAAGAAUCCUGGUGCAUCCAAACAUUAUGACUCAUUCCUUUCUCCUCCUUUCUUUCCUAAGCCAGCAAAUACACUUGAAGCGUUUUGAACCCUGAGCCCAGUGUAACAAAUGUAAAUGUGUGUAUAUACAAAAACCUGCAGCUCUGUGCCAGACAUCUCUACAUGCAGUGGAAUACCUUUGGGUUUCAUUAGACUGUCGUGUAUGACUUUUAUUUAUUGCUAUUUUUUAAUUUCCUCAUGAAGUUCUCGCUUUAGCUGACUGGUUGAACUGAGGUGUGAUAGGGCCUCAGUUUCUAUGGCGACAUGCUCGUAUGCUAAUUUGCGCACCAAUCUAAAUGCUUUGGGAAAGCAAUAUGAAAAAAGGGAGAGAGUGUGAAAGGCAGCGGGAGAAGCCGAGAGGCUGCGUCGAUCAGGAGCUAGCAGAGUAGUUGAGCCAGCCAUGAAUUCACUGCUGCUUUAAUGACGUCCAAUGCAUCAAUUGCACAGUAUGAUACCAACAGCAAUGCAACCUAGUUCUGGCAUGCGCCUGUGCCCAGUCUGCGUGUGAAGUGCCUGCCACCAAAAGUUACAGCAACUUCAAGCUUGAAAUGCCAAUUUUUAUAGUUUAUUUCAAGAAACAGCAACUUUGCAUGUAGUAUAUCUUGAUGGAAAUCAGCAGGUUUUAAGUUUUUUAAACAAUGAUGUAUUAAGAAACCUUAAGAACAUUUCUGAUUGCACUUAAUUUUGGUUGAGUCAAAGAUUGCACCUCUCGAAGAGGAGCCCCCUUUUAACGUAUCCCUUGCAAAUAAAAGAGAAUGGCCAUUAGGCAAGGCCAAGGAACAUUUCUGAAGUAAAGAGGGACCCUUUUCAUGUCUGCUAAAGCCAAGAGUGGAGUUGCCAACUCCAGGAUAGGAGUUUCCUGGUGAUUUUGGUGGUGGAGCCUGGGAAGGCCAGGUUUUGGGGAGGAGCAAGACCUCCGCACGGCACGAUGUCUCCAGGAAAACUGAUCUCUAUUUUGUGGCAAUCAGUUAUAAUUCCAGGAGAUUGCAAGUCCUCCCCUGGAGGUUGGUACCCCUAGUCAAGAGGAAACGAUGCUGUCAUCAGACGAAAAGAGCCGUAUGUAGUGUUCACGAGAGGUAGUGGUGUGCAAACCAACUCUUGUUUUGCAGUGUUGCUGAAAUUCAGCAGUUUGAAGAUAAGAGUCAGAUCACUGACUACCGGUAGAUAUGAGAGUCCGAUUUCUGGCUCCCAGUAGAUUAUCCAGGCCUGCUCCUGAAACAAAACCAGUUAAGUCUAAUUCAAGCACCCUGAUUAAACUUGCAGCAGCACCCAUAAUAUUCCUUUCAAGUGACUCGGAGGAGACUGAGAAGCUCAUCAAGAUGAGGGCUGCUGUCACAAAAGAGAGAUUCCACCACUUGACCGAGUGGCAGCACACAAAAAAGCCCCCAAAUAGUAUGUACAAAAUCCAGAACUCUUCCCCCUCCCCCCUUCUUAAUUAGUUGAUGUCCUGACAGUGCUGGUUUGCUUCUCGCCAUCAUCUUUAUUAACCCUAAAAACAAGAGCAUCAAUUCAUGUCCCAGCAAUAAAACAAAUGGGUAUCAGUUGAGUUUGAUUUAUAGAGUGUGCCUGUUGGAACAGAGCGUGUGUGAGUGUGGGUUGUGUUUUUUCCUCAACUAUUUCUAUGCUGAAGUUGAAAUGUGUUUUGUUGGAAGGUGUAGGAUAGAGGUGUAUAGUGUACAGAAAUUGGUAAAAUAUUUUUUAGCUGUUUUUGGUGAUUUCAUUAAUCUGCGUAACACAGAAUAAUAUUAUAAAAUGUUAGGAAAAGUGGAAAAAACCUUCUUGUGCCUUUUAAUUAUUUUUUGUUCCUCUGUUAUCAUUGCACUAAAUUAUUUCUGGAGAAACAGUUACAGUAUCUAGCCUGAACAACCUGCUGAUGGACAAGACAUGAAGUCUAAAUUGAAUAUUAUUUUUACCUGAGGCACUUAAAGAACAUGAUGGGUUUUGAUUCCUAUUCUUGUGUAGUUUACCACUUUCAUAUCUGAAAAGGCCCUUGGAAUUCAAGCCUUACCACAGAAGUGUCAGUGAAACAUUAGAUUACCUCUAAGAGAGCAUUUUGGAAUAAGUUUUUAAAAAUAGAUGGUUUUUGAAGUGUUAUUCCUCUUGCUAGAGAAACACAAGCAGGUGUCACCUCUCUCUUGAACUACAAUUCUUUCACUUCAGCUUCCUUUUUUGGAAACUGAGAGCAGACUGUGAUGUUCUGGUUCUGACAUGGUACAGCCCUUCUAAGUGGAAAAUGCAUAGGAAAAGGAUGUACCAUGAUGAAAGGGAUAGGUGCAACUCAGAGUCAAAAUUCAAAGAAACUUUGUACCCAAAAAGCUUACAGCUCCUGUCCUAAACAGGCAACUCCCCACAGAUUUAAAUGAGGCGAACACCUCUUGUAUUUCCUCAGCUAGCUCGAGGGGGGAAAUGUCAAAGAUUAAAAAAACAGCCAAAAAUUUAAUAUGUGCUCAAAUACAUAGAAUACGUUUUAAAAAUUCUAGAAAAAGGUUGUAGGCAGAUUUGAUAGUAGAUUUUCUUUUGAACAAGAAACACUCUGUAAUUAUUUGAAGCUGAUAGGAAAGUACCACUCUUUAUAGUAAAGAAAAGAAGGGCCCUCACUCUGUGCCACGUCCAGAGUGUCUCUGGGAAAAUGUGUGAAUUACACUUAAAACUGUAGCACAAAACCCUACAGAGGACAAAGCAAAGUAAGUUUUAUUAAACAAGUCUAAAAGAUCACAGUAAAUAUGCUCAAAACUGGACGCAAUAAGUAAGUGCUUAAAUGUGAAUUAAAGAUGGCUGGGGACAAAAAAGGUAAAUUAAGAGUGCUUUGUAUUACAAGACAACAGCAGUAGAGAACAGGCAUUUCAGAAACCUGACAGAUUCAUGAAAUAAAAGAUUUCAGUUGUCUGUGGGUAUAAAUCUGUGAAAGGAGACAGGGUAGAUAACAGUGUUUUGCUUUU
Sphaerodactylus townsendi is the source of this 4471-nucleotide messenger RNA. RefSeq names its product N-acetyltransferase 8 like (gene ASPNAT). The record is from RefSeq and is a predicted model, not a curated record. The coding region runs from base 1 to 846 and encodes 281 amino acids. The transcript is spliced from 3 exons. Gene Ontology annotation, cellular component: mitochondrial membrane. Lineage: Eukaryota; Metazoa; Chordata; Lepidosauria; Squamata; Sphaerodactylidae. Gene Ontology annotation, molecular function: L-aspartate N-acetyltransferase activity.